Molecule: messenger RNA, 1703 nt
Organism: Elgaria multicarinata webbii
Lineage: Eukaryota; Metazoa; Chordata; Lepidosauria; Squamata; Anguidae
Gene: PTGIS
Product: prostaglandin I2 synthase
Exons: 10
Coding region: 1-1518 (505 amino acids)
Biological process (GO): prostaglandin biosynthetic process
Molecular function (GO): monooxygenase activity; heme binding; prostaglandin-I synthase activity
Source: RefSeq, a predicted model, not a curated record
AUGGGCUGUUUCUUCGUGGCAAGUUUGCUCAGCCUGCUGUUGGUGCUGCUGCUGCUGCUGGCUUGUCGGCUCUGGAGGUCUCGGCGACCAGAUGAACCUCCACUUGAUAAAGGUCUCAUUCCUUGGCUUGGGCAUGCCCUGGAAUUUGGCAAAGAUGCUGCCAGCUUCCUGUCUGACAUGAGGAAGAAGCAUGGUGAUAUUUUCACAGUUCAAGCUGCGGGCAAAUUUGUCACUGUGUUAUUGGACCCUCAUUCCUAUGAUGCGGUGCUUUGGGAAUCCCACUGCAAGUUGGACUUUGGCCAGUAUGCACGCAUUUUAAUGGACCGCAUGUUUGAUGUCAAGCUGCCGGAUUAUGAUCCCAAUGAGGAGAAAGUCAUGCUGAGAACGACUCUGCAAAACAAGAAUCUCCCUUCCCUGACUCAGGCAAUGGCCUUCAAUCUAAGAACCAUUCUGCUUUCUGACCCAAGUAAAGUCAGUGGGCAGUGGAAAGAGGAAGGCUUGUUUCACCUCUCCUACAGUACAAUGCUCAGAGCUGGAUACCUGACACUGUAUGGGAAUGAAAGCAAGAAUUAUGAAGACGCCGCUGGUCAAGCUAAAGACCAGGCUGACUCUCUGGAAGUAUAUCAAGGGUUUUAUAAGCUGGACCGUCUUUUGAUGAAAGCUGCCCGCAACAUUUUAAGCGCAGCAGAAAAAGAGACAUUUGGCAGCUGCAAGAAAAAUCUCUGGAAGUUGCUUUCUGUGAAAAGGAUGGGCAGCAGAGCAAACCGAAGCAUUUGGCUGGACAGCUAUAAACAGCACUUGGUGGACCUAGGAGUGGAUGAAGACAUGCAGACGAGAGCCAUGCUGUUGCAGCUCUGGAGCACUCAGAGUAACGCAGGGCCUGCAGUUUUUUGGCUCCUCCUGUUUCUUUUGAAAUACCCUUCAGCCAUGGCAGCAGUUCAAGGUGAAAUGGAAAAGAUUUUGAAAAGGAGACACCAAAAAACUGGACCAAUGGAUUGGAUCAGCCAAGAGGUUUUGGACAGCACACCCAUUUUUGACAGCGUAUUGAAUGAAACACUGCGUUUGACAGCGGCUCCUUUUAUCAGCCGAGAAGUCCUUCAAGACAUGUCCUUGAAACUGGCAGAGGGCAACGAGUACCACUUGAGAAAGGGAGACAGGCUUUGCCUCUUUCCAUUCGUAAGCCCUCAAAUGGACCCCGAAAUCUACGAGGAGCCAGAGAAAUUCAAGUAUGACCGGUUCCUCAAUGCUGAUGGCACUGAAAAAACGGACUUCUAUAAAGGAGGGAAAAAGCUCAAGUAUUACACCAUGCCGUGGGGAGCGGGACUAAAUGUCUGCAUUGGGAAGUUCCUCGCAGUCAAUAGCAUCAAGCAGUGUGUUUUCCUCCUCUUAAGCUCUUUUGAUUUGGAGCUAAAAGAUCCCAAGGCAAAGAUCCCUGGUUUUGACAAGGAAAGAUAUGGCUUUGGAAUGGUGCAGCCAGAAAAGGACGUCAUAGUUCGAUAUAAAUUGAAAGACCAGUAAAAUGGUUCCUCUCUCCUCCCAACCAAGUUAUUCUGGCUACUUCUUUGUGAUCUGCAAGAAAACAGCUCUUCAUUCAUUUCAGCAGAGCGUUAUUUUGACAUGAGAUUGCCAAGAGUUUAUUUACAUUAUAGCCAGAAGGAAGCUAUUUUAAAUUGCUGUCUGCAAUCUGAUCAUAUGUAAAGGCU